CGCAGAGGCUGAGAGCAGCCAAGUCAUAACCUGGAAAGGGAGCUGAAGCCGGCUUGGGCCGCCUUUAUUAACUCGCUUUCUCAUGAUAGGAUGCAACAUGGCGGCAGCAAUGGAAACUGAACAAAUUGGGGUAGAAAUAUUUGAGUCUGCAAGAAGCCAUGGAAGUUCGGAGUCCACUGGGGGGGACCUCAAAUCCGAGCCUUUCUUUGUUGAGCGCCAUUCCUGGAGCCAGAUGCGCAAACUGCUAGCAGACACUAGGAAAUACCAUGGCUACAUGAUGGCUAAGGCACCUCAUAGCUUCACAUUUGUAAAGAGGAAUGAUCUUGAGAGUCCUCAUUCUGAUCGCAUGUACUACCUGGGUACAUGAGGAACAAGUCCAUACAAAAAUUGCACUAAGACAGUACAAAACGAAUGCAUUAUUUCAUAUAGAGAGAUAACGGUUCACAGACAGACAUUUGAUUAAGGGGCUGAUUUAUCAAAAAUCCAGUUCUUUUCUGAACACUGAAAAAAACACGGAGAAGAAAAUAUGAACAAUUAUUUUCUGAAACCUCAACUGGUCAGAAUUUAUUAAAGACAAAAAACGUGAAAAGUCAGAGCCAGAAAAAACUUGUUGUAUAGAAGUCAGUGGGAAUAUUCUCUAACAACUUUAUUUUCCCAGUUUAUUAAACAUUUGAGAUUCUCAGUCUAAUUGAAAUUAAAUGGAACCAUGUGAUUCCCUCUGGCAUGCAACUUUUAUUCUUCCACAAAAAAAUGCACGUGGUAAUAAUGUUUUGAGGGGUUUUUUUUUCCUUAAAUAGGCUAGCAUUCAAGAAUGCUAGCCUAUCGAGAUGAUGCAAUAGCCACCACCCUCCAUCUGGCCCUCUCUCAUAUAGACAAACAAGACACCUACGUUCGAAUGCUGUUCAUAGACUUCAGUUCAGCAUUCAACACUAUCAUUCCUCAGCAUCUGAUAGAAAAGUCGAGCCUCUGAAACAUCAUCUCCAGAACCACCACACUGAGCACUGGAGCCCCUCAAGGCUGUGUGCUUAGUCCUCUACUGUUCACUCUGCUGACGCAUGACUGUGCAGCCACACACCGCACAAAUCACAUCAUAAAGUUCGCUGAUGACACGACUGUGGUGGGUCUCAUCAGCAAUAAUGACGAGUCACCAUUCAGAGAGGAGCAGCGGUUAACAGAAUGGUGCAGAGCCAAAAACCUGUCUCUCAAUGUAGACAAAACAAAGGAGAUGGUUGUUGACUUUAAGAAGACUAGGAGUGACCACCUGCCAAGGUACAUCGACGGCUCUAAUGUCAAAAGCACUAAAUUUCUUGGUGUCCACCUGGCGGAGAACCUCACCUGGGCCCACAACACCAGCUACUUAGCCAAGAAAGCCCAACAGCACCUCUACUUCCUGUGCAAGCUGAGCAAAUCCCAUCUCCCACCAUCCAUACUCAAAACCUUCUACAGAGGGACUAUCGAGAGCAUCCUCAGCAGCUGUAUCACUGUCUGGGCUGGGAACUGCACUGUCAUGGAGCACAAGACCCUACAGAGGAUAGUGAAGACAGCAGAGAAGAUCUUAGGUGUCUCUCUUCCUGCCAUCAGGGACAUUUACACCUCUCGCUGCAUCCGUAAAGGCUCCAGCAUUGUGGCUGACCCAACACCCCCUUGCACUCACUGUUCACACUCCUGCCAUCUGGAAUAAGGUACAGAAGCAUUAGGGCCCUCACUACCAGACUGUUACAGUUUCAUCCCCCAAGCCAAAAGGCUCCUGAAUACUCAGGGACUGGACAAAUCUCUCACACACACACUCCAUCUGACUUUACUAUAUACCACAACGUUACACAGCCACUGUACGCCAUUGUAAAAAUAAAUAGCCAUUGGAUACAAUUGUUCUCUAUGAGCACAUCUGCACUUUUAUCAUGUUCUUUAUCAUGUUCUUACUACUAUCAUAUCACAAUGAUACACCCAUCAUGUCUGACGUUUAGCAUUAUUUACUUAGCAUAUUAUAUCUGCUGAGUGUGCACUGUCUUGUUCUGUCCCUGCACUAUGCUGUCUUGUCUUGCACUUGCACUUUUUGUCUGUUGUCCGGUACAUGUGUGUAGAACCAUGGUCCUAGAGGAACGUUGUUUCGUUUCACUGUGUACUGUACAAACGUAUAUGGAUGAAAUGACAAUAAACUCAAUCUUGACUCUUGA
This is a messenger RNA of Xenopus laevis (African clawed frog), 2174 nucleotides long. It is a transcript of the gene dpp8.L, whose product is annotated as dipeptidyl-peptidase 8 L homeolog. NCBI's taxonomy places the organism in Eukaryota, Metazoa, Chordata, Amphibia, Anura, Pipidae. Gene Ontology annotation, molecular function: dipeptidyl-peptidase activity. The record is from RefSeq and is marked provisional.